This is a messenger RNA of Aphanomyces invadans, 330 nucleotides long. RefSeq lists its product as hypothetical. The transcript has 2 exons. Bases 1 to 330 code for a protein of 109 amino acids. The record is from RefSeq and is a predicted model, not a curated record. NCBI's taxonomy places the organism in Eukaryota, Oomycota, Saprolegniomycetes, Saprolegniales, Verrucalvaceae.
AUGAGUGGCAAUUCAUUGAACGUGGAGUUUACAAAUGCCAAAACCUCCGUGGCGUCGUUGAAAUGGGGACCCCUCUUUAAACAUCCAAGCACUGGUGGAUCAUCGUAUGGUGAUUUUGUCCGUGGAUAUUCGACCGGGGUCAUUUUCAGACAAGAAAAUUUGGAAAGUGUCAAAGCGUUGUUUUUCGAGUCGAAGCGCUUGGCCAACUGCGACUUGUACCGAAGUCGGAACAAUUCAUGGACACUCUUGUCGUCCCAAAGCAAGCCUCGCUUUGGAGUGUCGACCGACGUGCGCUUUGCGCGUCUGGCCUUCUUGGCCUUUCGACGUUAG